Podospora pseudocomata is the source of this 2482-nucleotide messenger RNA. RefSeq lists its product as uncharacterized. The record is from RefSeq and is a predicted model, not a curated record. Bases 1 to 2037 code for a protein of 678 amino acids. NCBI's taxonomy places the organism in Eukaryota, Fungi, Ascomycota, Sordariomycetes, Sordariales, Podosporaceae. Gene Ontology annotation, biological process: phosphorylation; phosphorelay signal transduction system. Gene Ontology annotation, molecular function: phosphorelay sensor kinase activity. The transcript is spliced from 3 exons.
AUGGCCACCAUGGCCCAGCUUGUUUACGGCAGCUUUAUCAGAGUCUGGCGUGAGAAGGAAUCCGCUGUCAAAGAGACAAGGUUGAAGCGUCUGCUUCUGCAUGAUGCAUCACACCAAGUGCGAACACCCCUGAACGCCGUGAUCAACUACCUUGAGAUGGCCCUCGAGAAGCCUCUGGAGGAGAGCACCAAGCAAGCUCUCACGUCGUCCUACACGGCAUCCAAGUCUCUCAUCUACGUCAUAGAUGACCUCCUGAAUUUGACAGGGAGCGCAACUGGGUCGAUCCCGCAGCUCUCCAACCUCUUUGAUGUGGGAGUCUGCUUGGAGGAGGCCAUGGAACCUCUCGAGCGGCUGGCAAGGGAGAAGGGAAUCGAGGUUGUUCUCAAACCCUGCACAGGAGCUGUUCGAUUCGUGCGAGGUGACCCAUCCAGUCUCCAACGGGCCGUCUCCAUACUGGUCGCCAACGCCAUUCAGCAUACAGUCAUGGGGCGGGUGUUGGUCGAGUGGACUACAACGGGCAAGAAAAUGGAGAGCUGCACGAUGCACAUUUCGGUCAGCGACUCGGGCCCCGGUCUCAGCGAACGAGCCCUCGAUGACAUGUUUCAGGAAUUUGAGCAGGUUCCAGACGAAGACUUUGACGAGCUCAUGGGCCAGUCGCUGGCGCCGAGGGACAAUGUCCUUCGCGUCGGUGUUGGACUAGCCUUUGUGGCCCGCUAUGUCAAACAACGGAACGGGCAGCUGAGAGUGAAGUCAGUCAAAGGACUUGGCUCAACUUUCAUCAUAGAGGCGCCCUUUACCGUGGUAUCGCGCGCACACUCUCUGGCUGCACGUAGGGACGCAUCCCCGCUCCCAGCAUUGCCCAUGCCUGGACGCCCGUCGGUUUUGGGGUCGCUUCCCCCCAAAGCACACGACAUCACACCGGCAGGAUCGUCAGGUGCGGGCCUGGGAUCCAAGAUGGGUGCCUCGCCACCCAUCGUUGUGCCGACACCAAGCAUUUCGCCCAUGGACACGGCGCGGACGCCGACGACACUCUGCUUUACCGUCCUGAUUGCCGAUGACAACAUUAUCAAUAUUCAAAUUCUCAACCGUCGCCUGACCAAGUUCGGUCACAAGGUUCUUGUCAGUCGCGAUGGCCAAGAGUGUUAUAACAUGUUUGCGGCGAAUCAAGCUACUACUGAUUUUGUCCUGAUGGAUCUCAACAUGCCCGUCGUCGACGGUUGGGCUUCGGUUAAGAUGAUAAGAGACCUCGAAAACGCCAGACCGACCCCAUCUCGCGUUGUCCAAGCCUGUGGCCGUGUCCCUGUCUUUGCCAUAUCUGGCAUGCUCCGGCGUGGAGACGAACAGCGGUACAAGGAUGUGGGCUUUGACGGCUGGAUGCCCAAGCCCAUUGAUAUGAAACGACUCUCCACCUACUUGACCGGUGCUGUCGACGCACCAACACGGAAGCAAGGUGUUUAUCAAGAGACACACUUUGCCAUGGGCGGGUGGUUUCCCGAGGAGACUGUCCCACCACUUGUUAUGGAGAGGCAGUUGCAGCCGGAAGAGGAAGUCGUUGAGAUUGAACAUGUUAAGGAAGAAAAUCCCGAAGCAGCUUACAUUCCUCUUCCUGUGACAGCAAUGGAGUCUCCAUCAGUGCCGAGGGCUGAUGACUCCUUCUUCCCCAGCAAGGAUUGGAGCGUACCGCCAGCCAACGAAGAUGAUCAUCGGAUGGCUUGUCCUCUUCCACUUGAAAAGGAUGGUAUUGGCCAGAAAGAAACUCCCCCUCCUGACAGCGCCAUCGCCAUCCACUCCACCAUGAAUACGCCCGCGGUGGAGGCUAACCCGGAGAUUUGGAGCCUGCAUCAACCUCAACCACCAACGGACAGCAUCGAAGCAGUGCUGGAAGCUGAUGAGUGCCCUCCAUCGAGUGAGGGCGCAGCAAAGCCAGUGUCUGGCCGAGGUCAUGCCCAGACACCUGCAGCGAGACCGCUUCAAGUGGACCCCUUUUCUGAAUACUGCUCGCAGCCAGAGGUAUCGUCCCCUGCGAGGACGAUUUGAACAGUCUCAUUUCUCCUCUGUUUUCUUUUCCGUUUGUAAAGUAAUGAUUUGUUUAUGCUUUCUUGUUUGCGGCCUACUCUCUGGCGUUUUGGUAAGGGGUUGGGUGUUGAGACGGUCUGGAACAAUUUACGAUAAGGAACAACAUUUCCGGAUGAUCAAUGGGUGUUUGUUGUUUCGUCAUGUAUUUCGUGUCUCAUUUGUUCUGGGUCAUCUAGGCGGCAUAUUGUUCUUCCUGCUGUCAGCCCCUGUCAUGGAGCAUAAAUCUCGAGCAUUGUUUACAGGCAGCACAUUGGAGCAAAGAAACAGCUACAAAGCUUUUGAAAUUCUGUUGCGAGGGGAAACGGUGGAGUGAGUUUUGUGGCAGGUUGUUCAAGUGGGCUUGGAUGAGGGUGUGUGUGAUGCAAUAAUAAGUAAAUGGUCUUUGAACAAAGAGGUCCUUUUCUAC